UAUGAUUUAUUUUGUUUGAGGUUAUAAUUGUAAACUAAACGUUUGCCCAAGUAUUUUGUUGUAGGAUUAGUUCAUAAAAAUGGUGAAGGAAACAAGCGCAAAUUCCUCUCGAGAGAGUUCGAUUAAAAAAAGACGUAAAAAUCCAAUUGGAGAUCCAGAAGUUGAAAGUGAUAUAUACAAGAAAGUUAUUGCCUUCGAAGAGAAGGAAGCGUUUAAGCGAACCGCCGCUAGUGAUAUUAAAUUGUGCCUCGAGAUAUGCGAGCACAUAAGGAACAUAAUGCUAGAAAUUGUCGAGUUACGAUGCCGUAAACCACCGGACUUUGCAGCGAAAUUGUAUGAUAAGACUGUUCAGGGAUGUUCGUAUAUUAUUAUGUUGAAAAAAUUUAAUCGAUUAGAUCGUGUUCGUAUGACUUCUUCACGUGAGGCGAUUGCCACCGACAGGCAUAAGAACGACAGCACAGAAUUACAAUAUCAGAAUCUUCUAUACGAAUCCGCCCACUUGUCCUCUGAGAUUAAAAAGUGUAAACAGUUCAAGUCGAAGGAUGAAGAUGUGGAGCUUGUAAGUGUGGAGGAGUUUCUUCAGGAUGCGCCCGCCGCGAAGACGAAACCAUUUAAAAAUUAUCCGAAUUUGGAUAAUACCCAGAAACAUGAGCUUCACCUGGCAAGACUGGAAUGGGAAUUAACGCAAAGAAAAAAAUUGGCUCAACAGUGCAGUAGCUUGGAAGACGAAAAAAAGCAAAUAGCAGCAGAUAUUUUAAAGACAAAGAAUCGACUCUCGGAAUUGUUGCCAAAGUUGGUCACAGUUUUGGAUACUAUGAAACCACUGCAUGAGGACUUGGGUUUGCCUGUUGAAAAAAGUUAUGUGGAAGAAAGGCAAAGAUUUCUGUUGCCCGAUCCUUUGUUCAUUUUUUAUGCAAAUGCUGACGGCUUUAAGGAAGUUCACGGUAUAAAUAUCACAUUAAACAUCCUAGGAGAGCAAGACGAAGCUAUCCGUUGGAAAGAAUCCCAAAAUAUUUCCAUUUUUCAAAAUGAUGACACUGAUGCAGAGAAUGACCGGCAAGAAAUUGAAGAGAGUGUGGAGGUGGUCAAAAAAAGACGUCAUCGUAAAGCCAGUCAAAUUGAUAAGAAUGAAGAGCGUCGUAAACUCUUGCUGGAGGUCCAUCCUUUGUCAGUUCAGCUUAUAAUUCAUCAUAAGAGUGGCAGUGUCUUGACGAUGCAAUUUUUUUAUUUGACCUCAUUAAAUAUUAUCGCUGUUACAUCUGAUGUCCAAUUUUCGGAUCACAUUACUGGAUGCGGCGCCAAAGAAGUUCUUUAUGGAGAAAACAUACUGAAGGAAUUAUUCACCGGAGAUUUUGGCCUUGACAGCCCGAAUCCUUUAAACCAGUACCAAUUGAAAAAGAUCGGUCUCAACUCCUAUCAGUCCCUCGUUCCAACUUUGGGCUAUGUGUAUUCGUGGGCACAAAAGGUUUGCGGAUUGGAAUUUCUAAUGUCGCAGAGAUUGAAAGCCGAAAGCAGUGUCAGUGGCCGCCAUAUUGACAUCGUCAUGAACGCUUUGAAUAAACGACUCGGCUCAAGAACAUCAUUGGCAGUGCAGUUGCAGCAGCUUGAGCAAAACGUAAUGCCAACCGUCCCGGAGUCUGUCGACAUGCCUCAAAAUGUCAUCUCUUCAUUGGCCAAGUGGACCUCCAUCAGUUGGCAAAAUUUUUGCGAAGCAACAUGCACAGCCGCUUUACUAGCGAGUGAGAUGGUUUCUUCAAGUGAUCUCUUUUAUUGUGCCACAAUCACCAGAACAAGAGCUUCGAUUAAAGCUUAUAUCGCCAUUCAAAAUGAUUAUCCCAAGCAAACUCCGAUAUUUUGCUUGAAUGCGUUUUGUGAUGGGGAAUUUCAUUCAGGAAAUUGCGACCAGAUCAGGGAUAUGGAAAGAGCGGUAAACGUGGAAUGGAGUAAUAGCAGUGCUCAUAGCGCCACUUGGUUGUUGGCAGCACAGCUUCGCUAUCUUUGUGCAUACUUUGAUGUUUUCCUGGAGAUUCAAUCACCUGUAACUUAUGCCCAAAAUGCAGUAUUUUUUAAGAAUAUGUGUGGACGCAAUAAGAGACGACCGUUUAAAUUCAGAAAAGUUGGAACUGGAUUUUUUACACAAUUUUAACAUUUAUUUGAUAAAUUGUAUUUGCCUUACAAUAUAGCAUGCACAAUUUUGUAAAA
Photinus pyralis (common eastern firefly) is the source of this 2202-nucleotide messenger RNA. It is a transcript of the gene thoc5, whose product is annotated as THO complex subunit 5 homolog. Gene Ontology annotation, biological process: mRNA export from nucleus; positive regulation of DNA-templated transcription, elongation. Lineage: Eukaryota; Metazoa; Arthropoda; Insecta; Coleoptera; Lampyridae. The coding region runs from base 80 to 2146 and encodes 688 amino acids. The record is from RefSeq and is a predicted model, not a curated record. The transcript is spliced from 14 exons. Gene Ontology annotation, cellular component: THO complex part of transcription export complex. Gene Ontology annotation, molecular function: mRNA binding.